Eruca vesicaria subsp. sativa (arugula) is the source of this 2134-nucleotide messenger RNA. The record is from the annotation of a GenBank genome assembly. NCBI's taxonomy places the organism in Eukaryota, Viridiplantae, Streptophyta, Magnoliopsida, Brassicales, Brassicaceae.
UUCUCUCCUCGCAUCGCCGGAAACUUUGUCGCAGAAGCAGCGAUUCGCAAAACUAAUAAACUUCCAAAACCAAAAGUGAAAUCAAAGAAUCCCCAAAAAAAUGGAGAACAGAGAAGAUCUCAACUCAAUCCUCCCAUUCCUCCCGCUUCUACUCCGUUCUUCAUCACUCUACUGGCCACCGCGCGUGGUUGAAGCUCUAAAAGCCAUGUCCGAAGGCCCAUCUCACUCCCGAGUCGACUCAGGAGAAGUUCUAUGGCAAGCAAUCUCCGAUAUGAGGCGAUCACUUUCUCUAUCGACUCGCCUUCUCUCCCCUUCUGCUCCUAAAGGCUACGCCUUUCUCUUCGACGAAGUGAGUAAUUUGAUUCAUGGGAGAGAGUCGAAGAGGUGGUUUGAUGAAUUUAUACCUGCGUUGGCGAGGUUACUUCUUCAGCUUCCUUAUCUGUUGGAAAUGCAUUUUCGGGAGGCUGAUGACGUUGUUGGUGGAGUUAAGACGGGUUUGCGGUUGUUAGAGCCUCAACAAGCUGGCGUAGUUUUACUCAGCCAGGAGUUGAUCGGAGCUCUUCUUGCAUGCGCUUUCUUUUGUUUGUUUCCGGUUUCUAAUAGAAGUGCAAAAGACCUUCCAGUCAUCAACUUUGAUCAUUUGUUUGCGAGCCUUUAUGAAAGUUAUAGUGAAAGUCAUGAAAGCAAGAUACUGUGUAUCAUGCAUUACUUCGAAAGGGUGUGCUCCUGUAUGCCCACUGGGACUGUUUCAUUUGAACGCAAGAUUCUUCCAGCUGAAUGCCACAAUUCUUCUACCACUGCUCCUGACGCUGAUUUUUGGAGCAAGUCUGACAUUUCCCUUUGUGCUUUUAAGGUUCACUCUUCUGGGUUAAUAGAAGAUCAGCCUGACAAUGCUCUGGAAGUGGACUUUGCAAACAAGUAUCUUGGAGGUGGAGCCCUAAAUAGGGGGUGCGUACAGGAGGAGAUACGCUUCAUGAUCAACCCUGAAUUGAUUGCUGGCAUGCUUUUCUUGCCUCGCAUGGAUGACAAUGAAGCUAUAGAAAUAGUUGGUGCAGAAAGAUUUUCAUGUUACACAGGGUAUGCAUCUUCAUUCCGGUUUACUGGUGACUACAUUGACAAGAAGACAAUGGAUCCUUUCAAAAGGCGAAGAACAAGAAUUGUUGCAAUAGAUGCAUUAUGUGCCCCGAAGAUGAGACAUUUUAAAGAUAUAUGCCUUUUGCGGGAGAUUAACAAAGCUCUAUGUGGCUUUUUAAUUCAUAGAAAAUCUUGGCAGCACCAGAGUCUAUUCAUAGAUAAAGGAGAGAGUGAAAUGCAGCUUGACAGCAACGACAAAGAUGCUGGGCUCUUGCAUACAGAAACCUCUACGUCUCAUGGAACUCCAUUAAAUGAUGUCGAGACAAAUAGAGAAAAGCAUGCUAGCAAUUUUGUCAGAGAUGUGGAAGGAUCCGAUUGCCUGGAUCAUGAAGAUGUUGGUGUAGCGACUGGGAAUUGGGGAUGUGGUGUUUUUGGAGGGGACCCAGAACUAAAGGCUAUGAUCCAAUGGCUUGCUGCUUCACAGGCGCAGAGACCAUUUAUAUCAUACUACACUUUUGGAGCAGAGGCCCUCGAAAACCUAGAUCAAGUAACCAAGUGGAUUCUUUCCCAUGAUUGGACCGUUGGAGAUCUCUGGAACAUGGUGCUAGAAUAUUCUGCUCAAAGGCUGUGCAAGCAAACAAAUCUUGGCUUCUUCUCUUGGCUACUUCCAUCUCUAGAUACCACCAAUGAGGCUACCUGGCCGUCUUGACUGUGCAAAUCCGCCUUGAUCAAGUUGAUUGCCGCAUUUCAUAGGUUUUUUCCCACACAGAUAUGUAAAAGUGAUUAUUCUCAACUAACAAGCAUGCAAAAGUUGUAUUAUCGCCAGUCCUUGAUCAUCAAGCAUCAUUCAUUAAAUGCACUAGUCAUGCUGAUUUAUGCCUUAUGGUACUGGUCAAGUGUUUAAAUCACUCUUAAUAUUUUAAUGAAACAAGUUCUUUUGUCUUGUUAUGCUGAAAUUUCCCGGUCACAAACCCUUGUUGACAGUGUAAACUGUAAAUGAAUGGACUGAGUCUUUGAGGACAACGUGUUCUUGUUUGACUUUGGUGCCGUCUGUUAUAAA